Talaromyces amestolkiae is the source of this 1881-nucleotide messenger RNA. RefSeq lists its product as uncharacterized. The record is from RefSeq and is a predicted model, not a curated record. The coding region runs from base 1 to 1881 and encodes 626 amino acids. Lineage: Eukaryota; Fungi; Ascomycota; Eurotiomycetes; Eurotiales; Trichocomaceae. The transcript has a single exon.
AUGGCGCGCAACACGAGGCGGCGAGCAGCGCGUCAAAAAGGCGAAAAGGCUCUCGAUAUCAUCAAUAGUGUGGCGGAAGACCGAGAGGAUGGCGACGAUUCUCGCGCGACAAACUUUGAACGGCGUAUAGAUACAGAAUUGGUUGAUCACGAACACGUCGAUGAGCAGCGACAAUUAAGGCGAUCGGCUCGCAACAAGAGAACAGCACACGGCAUGGAAGGCCGAUUCAGCCCAUUGUUUGUUCCGCAAGAUGAGCCCCAAGGCAAAACUAAGGAAGCUGCAGACAAAGAUAUCAACGGGUCUGAAGAGGCAGACGAACUCGAAAGCGAGGCUGAUGAUGCUGCAGAUGCAGAAAUCAGCGAAGCCGAAGAGGCGGGCGAAGACGAAGAGGAUAGGGAAGUAGAAGAAGACGGCGACUCAGUCGAUUCAGAAGACGACUUUUCGAUGUCCGAUCAACAACAGCUUUUGCAGGAGCAAGAACAAGCAAUUGUCAAUAGUCAGCAAGAGCAGCAAGAGGAGGAGCGAGAGCAGGUGUUGGUUAACAGCCCUGUUUUGGUGGUGAUAGAUAGAUCCAAGGAAAGGGUCAGCAAGGAACGAAAAAAUGCUGCUACAGCCAAAGCUGCGGCACCUGAGACUGCGCGUGCUAAAGCCGACCAUGCCCAUUUUCUAGGGGAAGAUGGUGAGUUCGAAGACAGUGAAUCGGAGCAAGAGGAUGAGAAUGUCGACGGGGCCGGGUCUGAACUGGACUACGAGGACGACGAGGAAGUUCCAUCCGAUGAUAGCUUUGAUAUGGAUGACACACAGCACGAUGCGGGCACUGCUUUAAAAAGCCUCUUUGAUUGGGGCGAUGAGCAGCCAGCCGAGCCCGUACAAGGAUCAAGAACAAAUGACCAGCUGGAAACGCAAUCUCCACGACCAAGAGAAUCGUCAAGCCGCAAAAGAAGACGAGCAUCAAAUACCAGCACAGACGAGCCUAAUAGGUCUCGCAGGCGCAUAGAUCUACAGAAUCAAAAUCAGGUCGCAGCUAGAAGGAGCACCCCUUUCGCCCUUCCUGCAGAUUUAGAAGCCACAACCAGCCCAGAGAUGCAUGAUCGAACUCGCAGACGUAUGGAAACACCAAAUCAGGGCAUCGAGCGCGCUCCUCGUCGCAGGCCACCGGUAGCCCGAGACUCGCCAGAAGUUGCGGACUGGGAAGCAACUAUCCUGGAAAAAGAAAACCAGGACGAUGUGAUAAUAGUUGGCGAAAGCAUGAGCUACGAUGAUGCAACUAAAAUCCAGGAUCUACAAGUGACAUGGAAACGUCUAAUAAAAUACUGUCAGAAAUUGAAAGAUAAUGGUGUCAGAAGAAUGCGACGUUAUGUUGGCAUCGAGGCGAUCGUGGAGCGGAUUUCAGAUUUGCUCAAAGAUUACAAGAUGAUGCAAAGAAAGCGGUCUCGAGGCCGUCCUAUUGAUGCUAUUACCUGGAAGCGGACAAGGCAAGAGGUGAACUACAUCAGUGAAGAUGCUGCUAAGAUUAGAAAUGUUCUUGUACGGCGUGCAAAAGAAGGUAAAGAGAGCAAUGACCUUCAAACUCAGGCGGAUGCGGUGGAAUACGCAGAGUUGAUCGUUCAGCACGUGAUGACAUCCUUGUGCGAGUUAGCCUUGGAGUGUCUCAAAACGUACUAUUCUGUGGAAGACAAAUGGCUUUUGAACGGGGGCUUCGGGGCGGUCUUGGAUAUAAUCGACAUUGUCGGAGAGCUCGAUCUGACCUUGACCUCAUUACACAAUUGUGCGAUGGUCAUGCUGUCUCCAUAUCCAGGCCGGCCGAUACGGCAGGAACUACGCAGCAUUCGAGGCUCGUUGGCCAGAGCCGAAGCAGAUGAACAACGGCGAGAGCGAUAA